Molecule: messenger RNA, 756 nt
Organism: Truncatella angustata
Lineage: Eukaryota; Fungi; Ascomycota; Sordariomycetes; Amphisphaeriales; Sporocadaceae
Product: glycoside hydrolase family 25 protein
Exons: 2
Coding region: 64-756 (230 amino acids)
Biological process (GO): peptidoglycan catabolic process; cell wall macromolecule catabolic process; carbohydrate catabolic process
Molecular function (GO): lysozyme activity
Source: RefSeq, a predicted model, not a curated record
CUAUCAACGUUAACUAUAAGUCCGUAUCAACUCUACUAAAGAGCGAUUAUCUCAUCUCUUGUCAUGGUUCCCAACACGAUCAAGGUUGCUCUCGCGAGCACCGUUGCCUUCUGGGGUUACGCUCAAGCAGAGGUCCAAGGCUUUGAUAUUUCCCAUUAUCAAUCCACUGUCAACUUCGCGCAAGCCUAUUCUAGUGGUGCUCGAUUUGUUAUCAUCAAGGCCACAGAGGGCACAACAUAUAUCGAUCCCAAGUUCUCAGACCACUACACCGGUGCCACGAAUGCCAAACUGAUCCGUGGUGGUUACCACUUUGCUCAUCCCAGUUCAAGUUCGGGCGCUGGAGCUGCACAGGCCAACUACUUCCUUGCCCACGGCGGCGGAUGGACAGGGGACGGUCUCACGCUUCCUGGCAUGCUCGAUCUUGAGUCCGGAUCUUCGGGCGAAUGCUGGGGAUUGUCUGCAAGCGCCAUGGUGACCUUUAUCGGGGACUUCAGCGAUACUUACCACACUAAGACGGGGCGAUACCCAAUGCUGUACACCAAUCCGUCGUGGUGGAAGGACUGCACAGGCAAUUCGCAGGCUUUCUCGAAGACAAACCCUCUGGUGUUGGCGCAUUACUCGAGCACCGUUGGGCCCGCCCCUGGUGGCUGGCCGUAUCAAACGAUCUGGCAGUACUCUGACUCGUAUGCGUAUGGUGGUGACGGUGACAAGUUCAAUGGAGAUGCUGCCGGUCUGAGCAAGCUCGCUACUGGCUGA